This is a messenger RNA of Anastrepha obliqua, 813 nucleotides long. RefSeq lists its product as uncharacterized. The record is from RefSeq and is a predicted model, not a curated record. The coding region runs from base 1 to 813 and encodes 270 amino acids. Lineage: Eukaryota; Metazoa; Arthropoda; Insecta; Diptera; Tephritidae. The transcript has 2 exons.
AUGUACGGAUUUCUCCUUUUUUACUUCGUUGCUGACGCAGCGGCGGACAAUUUGGGAUACAAUUACCAGUCACUUGGACAUGAUGCUCAGAUUGGAGGGUCCCUCCUUGGAGGUUCCUACGCGAACGGAAAUGGAGCAAACAACCACAUUGGUGGAGUUACCACUUCAACUAACAGUGGAUUUGGCCGACUCUUUAGCACUACUGAUGCCGGAAGCAUGUAUGACAGCAGUGGUGGAGCAGGAUUAAGUUAUCACUCGGGAUCAAUCGAAUACAAUAAAGAAUUUUACAGUUAUGUUGCACCUGAUAACGAGUUCGAGAGUGAUAUUGGCCUUGAGCAACUGACUGGAACGAUGAAGAAGAACUUGCGUGUGGUUUUUAUUAAAGCACCAGAAAAUCAAGGCCUAACCAAUGCUGUGUUGCAGCUGGCUAAGCAAGCAACCGAUGACCGAACCGCUAUUUACGUGCUUAGCAAACAACCUGACAUAGCUGAUUUAGCUAAUACGUUGCAGACGCUGAAAAGUAGUAACGUGAAUCGACCGGAGGUGCACUUCGUUAAGUAUCGCACUCCAGAGGAUGCAGCGCAUGCGCAGCAAGCAAUCCAAGCGCAAUACGAAUCUUUGAACGGCCAGUCUCAAUACUCAAACGAAGGUGUAGCACCAGUUUUGGACUUUGCUUCUCCCGCAUCAGUGCCGUUUGCGAGAGCUGUUUCGAAUGAUGUCGAGGGGCCAUCGCAGAAUGUUGGCGAAUCGGUCACAAAGUUUGACAAUUCGGCAUCGAAUUCAUAUUUACCACCUAGCCAAAUCCUCAGUUGA